This is a messenger RNA of Alternaria postmessia, 591 nucleotides long. RefSeq lists its product as uncharacterized. The record is from RefSeq and is a predicted model, not a curated record. Bases 1 to 591 code for a protein of 196 amino acids. The transcript has 2 exons. NCBI's taxonomy places the organism in Eukaryota, Fungi, Ascomycota, Dothideomycetes, Pleosporales, Pleosporaceae.
AUGCCGGCCAAGACAUCUGCCAAGAAGAUGGCACCCACACCCAAGACAACGGAGGACAUCUGCCUACGUCGCCUAGAACGCCGUUCAAAAGAGAGUGUAGAGAAACAAAUUUCGCUUGCCGAAACCAUAUCACCCUUGGACACCUACCCACCUUUACUACGCAUCCCGUCUGAGAUUCGGAGGGAGAUUUUCCGAUAUGUCUUACCAUCAUCAAACAAGCGAUUUAUUCUCUACACCGAUUGCGACGCACGAUCCAUCAGCAGGAAAUGGAACAAGAAUUGCCGCCCUCACCCUGACAGACACUUAAGUCUGGAUGUUUUACGGACGAAUCGCCUGAUCUAUCACGAAUGCCUGCAAAUCAUAUACUCGGAGAACCAGUUCCAUUUCUAUGCAUUCAACUAUUUGCCUGUUCUGGAUUUCAUACGUCAUUUAAGCCCUGAAGCCAAGAAUCAAGUCCGCAAUGUGCGGCUCACACCUUUGACGGAUAAGCAGGAUGAUCCGCCAGCGUCGCACGAUGUAUUCUGUACCGUCAUGCAUGACUCUUUACCUGGACUCAGUCAACUACAGGCAGAUCCAGUAGUCUUCUUCUAG